Triticum turgidum subsp. durum (durum wheat) is the source of this 1317-nucleotide messenger RNA. The record is from the annotation of a GenBank genome assembly. NCBI's taxonomy places the organism in Eukaryota, Viridiplantae, Streptophyta, Magnoliopsida, Poales, Poaceae.
AUGUGGGCCACAGUUGUAAUGCUUGGGGGUUUCUGCACCCUGCUCGAACCAACCGAUUUCUGGUCUACAACAGCUAUAAUAUUUAUUGAAGCUUUCAGAUUUUUCACUCGAGAUAACCGUUUGGAGAAUCACCCGUUGUUUGGAACUAAUGCAGCUAUUAAAAAGCUAACAUCUCACAGUGUGUUAAAGGAUGAAAAACAUACAUUUUAUGCGGUAUUGGCAGUUGUCAGCUUAUGUGACAGGAUACUUUUUGUUUGUCCGAGAAAUGUCAAGGGCAUCGCUCUCAUUGUAAUGGCAGCUUCCGGGGUUCUGAUUGGCAAUCUGCCUUUUGCCGUGCAGACAAUCCUGCAACAUCAUCUGUGGCUCUUCUUAAGCUCUCUGCUUGUCAUUCUACUCACCCUCUCCGCCCAAUUGAUCAGAAAAUUCUGGAUCCGUGGUAAGUCUCAAGGAUCUCAACUUGCAGUUGUACUAGUGCACACUGCAGUGCUGUUACUCAUGGUCAUAGUGCAGAGCAUAUCCGUUUACAUUCUUGUAUGCAAACCGCCACGGGUUAGGCAGAUAAUAAGCAAGUGGAUUAAAGUGUUAUACCUUGUUAAGGUGGUGCUGGGCUUAGCCUUGAUAGUGGGGAUGUUUUCUCUCUUCCUGCCUUCUGUUGACUGGUUCGUCUAUGGUAAUUUAGUGAAGAUGAUGGUAACCCUGAUCUUCGCACUAAGCACCAUUCCGAGCCCAAACAAUGAAACUGCGUACUAUUGGAUGGACGUCGGCUUGUGCAUAUCAAUGGCAAUCAGCUGGGUUUUCUGCAUCGAGUCUGCAGUUUUUAACCCAGGGGUGCUGCUUGUUAUACUUAUCUGUGGUAACCUGCAGCUCCCGGCAGCAAUAGCGCGUAUGCUGCUAUCAGCCAUGAGGCUUCAAGAUCAGCAGCUUGUUAAAUCGUAUCCCACUCCAGGAAGCAAAAAUUUAUUGCCUACGCUACAUCUUUUUUACUGGUUUGUGAUCUUCCAAGGCACAUUCUAUUUGUGUGCUUGCAUUAUCAACUUUUAUGGGGCUAAACUGCAGUUGCACAAUGAAAAGGGCUUGGGGGAUGUUCAAAAGGAAGAAGCAGCAUUUGGCCCUCAAACCAUUCUGGACACUUAUGGGACUAGACUGCAGUUGCACAAUGAAAAGGGUUUGGGGGAUGUUCAAACAGAAGAAGAAGCAUUUGUCUCUCAAACCAUUCCAGACGGUUCUAUAGCAAUUAGCAUAAGAUCUGACGAGGAACAAUCAAACACCAAUCCAGUUAACUGCAUACUGGUCGGGACACUCCCUGUCCCCCUAUAA